AUGGCUAAUCUCCAAUUUCAGAUGCCACUCCAUGGUACACAAAACUCACCUAAAUUUAGCAGAGAUUCACCUGCACAGCUCCUGCAAUACCUCAAGGACAUCAACUUCCUUGGUACUCUCACUGCUCUUGAUGACCAUGGCAAGAUCAGAGCUGCAAUCUGCUAUGCUGACCUUGAAGAAGCCAAGGUCUGGCAAACACUUCUGGAAGCUGCACCCAUGGCCAAUGACUGGGAUGCCUUCAUAGUUGCUGUUAAGGGCUUGUACUCUGGCUGUGAAGGUGAUGACCACUACUGUCAUGCAGACUUGCAGCACCUCAUCGAAGAAUACCAGUCCAAGCCUAUGCAAAACCAGGAUGACCUCAGAGAAUACCAGCAAAAAUUUGCUAAGAUUUCCACCCUCCUCAUUAAAACUAAAAAGCUAGCAGAGACAGAAUGGGAUUCCAUGUUCCUGAUCAGCUUCCCAAGGGCCAUCACAGAUCAUAUUCAUCACCAACUCUCCAUAGUCUGCACUGACCUCCACCCAGAUUACCCAUACCCACUUGCAGAAGUCAUCAAAGCUGCCAAGUUCCUCCUGACAGGAUCUGUGCUCCAUGGCGUGCUACCAACAUUGGCUACCACAGCCUCACCAGCCACACCUCCCUCACCAGCUUGCAUGCCACAAGUGCCACCUGCUGGCACUGUUGUUAAACAAGAAUACAACUUCCAGAUGCAGCACCUGCUGCAGCAAUGCAGACCCAGCUGUGGUUUCUGUGCAGACCCCAACCACUGGACAAGGAUGUGUGCACUCAUUGAAAUGGAAGCUGAAUCCCAUGCUUCCCUGAAUGCCAGUGCACAUGCUGUGACUCCAGCUGCUCCAUGCAACAUGGCCACACAAGGCACCACUAAUCUUUUCUGCAUUGCUCAUCCCAAAGUUGACAUGCAGUUGGAGAUCCAGCCUUCUGCCUUUUUAAACACCAUCCAAGAUGUCAAUGAACCUGUUGCAGACUUAGCUGACCCUGACUUCCAAGCAUAUGUUGCUCAAGCUUGGGCUACCUACCAAGUGGAUAAAGGUAACAAGGGCACAGUUGUUUCCUGUGGAAAGAAAGUGCGCUUUGAUGGGGUUGAAAUUACAGCUCAACCCAUGGCAUGUCCAGCCAACCCUCCACAAGUCAAUCCUCGCACAGCCACUGUCAAAGAGGAAAUCAUUUCCCCUGGCAUUCAAAGUUCAUGUGCCACUCACCAGGCAUCUGAGCCCUCUGCAUCUGUGCCAAUUUCCACCACUGUGAAAUCAUAUGUUCCUCUGACUAAUCCCAUUCCAACAACCACAUGCAAAGAUUCUGCACCCAUGGCAAUUGUCCCAUCACAAACACCAUACCUGGCAGCAUGCAAUCAGAACCAGUAUUGUUACUUGUUCCCACUUGAAGACAAAGCCACACCCAAACAUAUCAUGGAGUGCAUACUUGAAACCAGCAUUGCCUUGCCAGUCAAAGAAUUGUUUGCAGUAGCCCCUGAGUUUUGCAAACAGUUCAGGGACAUCACCAUGGCAAAAUGUGUCACCACCAAUGAGAUUGAGGUUGUUCGUAGUGAAGAUAAUGAGGGAGUACAUGUAAAUGAACUGACUGGUCACAACCCUCAACAAGCUGUGCAUGAAUAUGGAGACCAUCUCAUCCGCAGUGACAAUGGUGUCAUCAUGGCUCACCACACUCUACUGCUCUGCUGCAUCGAAGCCAAGGCUGGUUGCUCUGACCUUCAUCCAACCACUUUCCAUACUCCAUCUCCUCAAAACCAAGAUGAUGGGCCUGACCCUGAUGACCCUGAUGGUGAUCCCAAUGGCAGGGGCAGCAGUGACAGGGAUAUCCCUGAAGACCUGGCUGAGCCACCAGAGGAUCCCCUCAUGGCUCUUGCUAGAGCUGUCCAUGCGCUUGCACAGUCUAGUUCACACACUGGGGACUCUGCUCCAAAAACCAAAGUCCAUGAGCCUGACACUUUUGAUGGCUCUAACCCUAAGAAACUCUACUGCAUCAAGGAUGAAAUCACUUGCAUAGGAAAACCUUCUACCCUCACACAACUCCACAAACUCACUCAGACCAUUGAUGCAUGCUACUGGGAGCAUGAAGCAGAGAUCUCACACACCACCAAGUCUGCCACCAACAGGUCACAGCCUUCCAGCUCCAACAACAAGUCUAAAUUGUCGUCCUCCACCUCCACUCUGAAGUCCAAUGCCAAGGGCAAGGGCAAGCAAAAGGAUCUGCCCAAGUCUGAUAUUGCCCAUCUUCUGGGCAAGGAUGGAAAACUCACCUGCACUGAACUCCAGCAUAGGAUGAAGAACAACCUCUGCCUCUUCUGUGGAGAGGCUGGCCACUCCGCUAAGGACUGUCCCAGGUCUACCUCUCGCACAGCCAAAGCCCAUGCAGCUAUGGCUGGGACUCUGCCUCCUCUGCCCGCAGAGAAGGCAGAGCCAAAAAAUUAG
Pisolithus orientalis is the source of this 2448-nucleotide messenger RNA. RefSeq lists its product as uncharacterized. Bases 1 to 2448 code for a protein of 815 amino acids. The record is from RefSeq and is a predicted model, not a curated record. Gene Ontology annotation, molecular function: nucleic acid binding; zinc ion binding. NCBI's taxonomy places the organism in Eukaryota, Fungi, Basidiomycota, Agaricomycetes, Boletales, Pisolithaceae. The transcript has 5 exons.